AUGUCACUGGCGUCCUGGUUCAGGUGGAAUGACUCCCCAAACCGCAUUUCCCAGAGGAACCCCACAGAAAUGGUGGUUGAGACACUAAUGAUGGAGCUGAGCUGGCAGACCAAGCAGGCAGAGAAGCAGCAGCGAGAGCGGGAGAAUGAGUAUCGCAAGAUCAAGACUGGGGUGGACUACGGCUGGCUGGUCAGCUAUCCAAAGCAGAGCUAUGACAUCAGCCCAGCACAACGGCUGCAGCUGGAGGAUAUGUGUACCAAAAUACAUCCUUCCUACUGUGGGCCUGUCAUACUCAG
Molecule: messenger RNA, 296 nt
Organism: Phaethon lepturus (White-tailed tropicbird)
Lineage: Eukaryota; Metazoa; Chordata; Aves; Phaethontiformes; Phaethontidae
Product: protein RD3-like
Exons: 1
Source: RefSeq, a predicted model, not a curated record